Molecule: messenger RNA, 2668 nt
Organism: Rhinolophus ferrumequinum (greater horseshoe bat)
Lineage: Eukaryota; Metazoa; Chordata; Mammalia; Chiroptera; Rhinolophidae
Product: zinc finger protein 181
Biological process (GO): negative regulation of transcription by RNA polymerase II
Molecular function (GO): DNA-binding transcription repressor activity, RNA polymerase II-specific
Source: RefSeq, a predicted model, not a curated record
UCGGGCCUCCGGCCCGCUGAGGAUUCGGGCAAGUGUGGGUCCGGGGAGGGCGGCCGGCAGGCCUCAGGCUAACGGUGCUGGGCGCUGGGCACUGCCGCCAGAUCUUGCUGAUCCCAGGGUCUACCCUCCAGGACAGUACCCUUCUGUAAGACAAGAGCCUGGGGAGAGGACGGUGUUGACGAUUGGAAAUUGCGAAGUCAUGUUCCAGGUAACAUUUAGUGAUGUGGCCAUAGACUUCUCUCAUGAAGAGUGGGGAUGGCUAGAUUCUGCUCAGAGGGAUUUAUACAAGGAUGUGAUGGUUCAGAAUUAUGAGACUCUAGUCUCUCUAGGUCUUUCCAUACCUAAGCCAUAUGUGAUCACUCUAUUGGAGGAUGGGAAAGAACCUUGGAUGGUGGAGAAAAAACUGACAAAAGCUAUGUUUCCAGAUUGGGAAUCAAGAUGGGAAAACAAGGAAUUAUCAACAAAGGAGGAUAUUUAUGAUGAAGAUUCAUCCCAAACGGUAAUAGCAGAAAAAAUUAUAAAACAAAGUCAUGAAUUUUCAAAUUUUAACAAGGACUGGGAAUAUAUAGAGAAGUUGGAGGGGAAGCAUGAAAAUCAGGUAGAACGUUUCAGAUCAGUGACUCUCACUAUUAGAGAAACUUCUACUGGGGAAAGUGUUUACAAAUGUGCAUUUAGAAGCAUCUUCCAUAAAUUUAAGUCUAUUCUUUCUGAACCACAGAGAAUUUCUGCUGAAGGGAAAUCACGUAAACAUGAUACAUUUAAGAAGAGCUUACCGGAAAAGUCAUUUAUAAAAAAUGAGGAUAUCAAUGGUGGGAAGACAUUUUUGAAUUUUAAUGAAAGUGUGGCAGCCUUCAGCCAGAGCAAAUCUCUUACACUUCACCGGACUUAUAAUAGAGAGAAGGUCUAUACAUGCAGUGAAUGUGGGAAAGCCUUUGGCAAACAAUCAAUCCUUAAUCGCCAUUGGAGAAUUCAUACAGGAGAGAAACCCUAUGAAUGUCGUGAAUGUGGGAAGACUUUUAGCCAUGGCUCAUCCCUUACUCGACAUCAGAUAAGCCAUAGUGGAGAGAAACCUUACAAAUGUAUUGAAUGUGGGAAGGCCUUUAGCCAUGUCUCAUCACUUACUAAUCAUCAAAGCACUCAUACUGGAGAGAAACCAUAUGAAUGUAUGCACUGUGGAAAGUCUUUUAGUCGUGUUUCACAUCUCAUUGAACAUCUGAGAAUUCAUACUCAAGAAAAACUCUAUGAGUGUCGAAUAUGUGGGAAGGCCUUCAUUCAUAGGUCAUCUCUCAUUCACCAUCAGAAAAUUCAUACUGGAGAGAAACCUUAUGAAUGUAGUGAAUGUGGAAAAGCCUUUUGCUGUAGCUCACACCUUACUCGACAUCAAAGAAUUCACAUGAUAGAGAAACAAUUUGAAUGCAACAAAUGUCUGAAAGUCUUUAGUAGCCUCUCAUUUCUUAUUCAGCAUCAGAGUAUUCAUACUGAAGAAAAACCCUUUGAAUGUCAAAAAUGCCGGAAAUCCUUCAACCAACCUGAAUCACUGAAUAUGCAUUUGAGAAAUCACACUAGAUUGAAACCUUAUGAAUGCAGUAUAUGUGGGAAAGCCUUCAGUCAUAGGUCAUCCCUGCUUCAACAUCACAGAAUUCAUACUGGAGAGAAACCCUAUGAAUGUAUUAAAUGUGGGAAGACCUUCAGUUGUAGUUCAAACCUUACUGUACAUCAGAGAAUUCAUACUGGAGAAAAGCCAUAUAAAUGUAAUGAAUGUGGGAAAGCUUUUAGCAAAGGCUCAAAUCUUACUGCCCAUCAGAGAAUACAUAAUGCAAUAAAUGUGGAAAAGCCUUUAGGCCGUAUGAGUUACUAUACAUGUGAAAAAUCAUGUAAGAGAGAAACUGUAUGAAUGCAGUAUUCAUCAUAAUACACCUCAGCCAUUGGUCCUCCCUGAUUCGAAAUCAGAAAAUUUAUGUUUGAGGUAAGUCUUAUGAAUGUAAUGAAUAUGGGAAGGUCUUUAGCAAUAGUACAAUGCCUUAUUGUCCAUCAGAUUUCACAUUGUAGAGGGACUAUAUGAAGGCAAUAAAUGUGAGUAUGCCUUUAGCAGUAUUAAUCCCUUAAUUGACAUAAGUAAAUCCACACUGUAUUUACUGUUACAUAUAUGUAACAAAUAUGGGAAAGACAUUAGGCAAUAUGAAUCUCUUAUACGACAUAUAUAAAUAUGUACAGGAGAGAAGCAAUAUGAAUAUAAAAGUUGUGUAUAGUCCUUCAGUUAAAGUACAUCCCUCUUUCUACAUCAAAGAACUCAAACUGGAGAGAAAGCUUAUGUAAAAAAUGUAUUAAAGUGUUCACUAAAAGUUCUUAUUUUCCUAGAUGUCAGAAAAUUAAUGCUAGAACAACUUGAAGGAUGUAGGAAUUAUGUUAAAAUCUUUGCAGUGAUGCUACUUGUAAAUGUUUCUACAGGAGAGCAAACAAGCAUAUAAAUUAACAUGCAUUUCUUAUAUAGGUAGCUUACAAUUUUACUCGAAUUGUACAUAGAAAUUACCUUCAGUUAAUGGGCAUGUGAACAUAUUUAGUCAUCCAGUGGAUCCAGUAAAUGUUAUAAAGUUGAAAAUUGAAGCUACAAAAGAAGUAAAAAGUGGUGUGAAUAAAAUUCUUGGUUUCUAAUAAAAUCAUUUUUAUA